AUGUCAGCAGACGAAUAUCUCGAGGGCUACUCUCUACGCCGAAACGGCACAUGCAUGGACGGCGAGCAGGAUUGUGGUGGGACCUGGGGCUCAUUUCGAAGAUGUUGCCCGGGGAAUACCAAAUGCCCUGCCGAAAAAGGCGCCCCUGGGAUAUGCUGUCCAACUACGAAAAAUUGCGAAGCCGCGUUAAAUAAUAAAUGGCGCUGUGCAGACUCUACAGCGGAUCUUUACGCUGUUCAAAAGACCGAUGGUUAUUUUUGCUGCACAAAUGAUACUCUAGGACUUUAUACUGUCAGCAGAGGUUAUGUGGGCUGCGCAAAAGCACAAGACAUGAACGACCUUGGCGAGGAAGUGAAGACCCUGAGAGCAGCUGUUCAGUAUACUCUUUCUACCUCUACAACCUCGAAUACUGCCACGGCUACAACACUCCCCUCGUCGACACUAGGGACAACCAGCGCCACUCCCACCCCCACAAACGACGCAAAUACCGAUACUUCUCACUCUAAUACCGGGGCAAUCGCGGGUGGUGUGGUUGGUGGUAUAGCUGGUGUCGUCAUCUUGAUUGCGCUGGCCUGGUGUUUAUUCCGUCGCCGAAAGAAGCACCCUCAAGAUAGCCAAUACAUCCAACCUCCCCCAGGCCCUGUAUCGGAGUUGAGUGAUAGUAAUCAGAUCACAGAACUGAGCGGUCAAAGCAUUGCAGAGCUACCAGGACCAGAGCACCGCAAGGUUCAACCUGCUGAAUUGGCGACAUGA
Molecule: messenger RNA, 753 nt
Organism: Penicillium crustosum
Lineage: Eukaryota; Fungi; Ascomycota; Eurotiomycetes; Eurotiales; Aspergillaceae
Exons: 2
Coding region: 1-753 (250 amino acids)
Source: RefSeq, a predicted model, not a curated record